This is a messenger RNA of Ichthyophthirius multifiliis, 1480 nucleotides long. RefSeq lists its product as hypothetical. The transcript is spliced from 5 exons. NCBI's taxonomy places the organism in Eukaryota, Ciliophora, Oligohymenophorea, Hymenostomatida. The record is from RefSeq and is a predicted model, not a curated record. Gene Ontology annotation, molecular function: CoA-transferase activity. Gene Ontology annotation, biological process: ketone body catabolic process.
AAUGUAAUAAUUAAUAAAGUAUUCAAAAAUAUUUCGCUAGUUAAACUUUAAAAGUAUAAAAUUCUUUGAAAGUAAAUUAUAUGAUUGUCCUAGAAAAGCAACUAGAGAUAUAAAAGACGGAUCUACUAUACUUGUAGGAGGUUAUGGGCUUUGUGGAGUUCCUUAAAAUUUAAUCAAUGCUAUUAAAAUGAAUGGAACAACUGGACUAAUUGUCGUUUCAAAUAAUUGUGGUACAAAAGAUUAAGGUUUAGGAGUAUUAUUACACUAGCAUUAAAUUCGAAGAAUGAUAACAUCAUAAAUUGGAGACAAUUAAGAAUUCGAAAGAUAGUAUUUAAAGGGUGAAUUAGAAGUUGAAUUUGUUCCUUAAGGCACUCUGGCUGAAAAAUGUAGAGCUGCAGGACAUGGUAUCCCUGCUUUUUAUACUAAUGCCGGAUGCUAAACUAUGGUUGAAAUGGGAGGUGCAGUAAUUAAAUACAUGAAAGGAUCUAAAGAGUCUGAAAUCAUCUCAGAACCUAAAGAAAGAAGAAAUUUUCAUGGUAAAGACUAUAUAAUGGAAAAAUCAAUAAAAGGAGACUUUGCUUUAAUAAAAGCUUAAAAAGCAGACAAAUAUGGAAACCUUGUAUUUAAUAGGUCUUCAAGAAAUUUUAAUGUUGAUAUGGGGACUGCUGCAAACAUAGUAAUUGCAGAAGUAGAAGAAAUAGUUGAAAACGGAUAAAUUGAGCCAGAUUACGUUCAUCUUCCAGGAGUAUUCGUUAAUAGAAUAUUUAAGAGUGAAAAGCCUAUAAAUACAAUUUAAAAUUUAAUACUUCAUGAAGAAUAUGAAUUAACUUAAGUCGAUCAUUAAUUAAAAAUAUUAUAAAGAGCUGCAAAGGAAAUAAAACAUGGAAUGUUUGUGAAUUUUGGUUAUGGUUUACCAAUACAAACAAUAUAACAUGUUCCAAAAAAUAUUGAAUUUGAAGUACAUUCGGAAAAUGGAGUAAUGGGAGUAGGAAAAUAUCCUUCAUAAGGAGCUCAAAACGCUGAUUUAAUUAAUGCCAAUCAUGAAUCAAUAACUUUAAAUCCUGGUGCUAGUAUCUUUUCAAGUAGUUUAAGUUUCGGUAUGGCAAGAGGAGGUCAUUUGGAUUUAGUAAUACUUGAAGCCAUGUAAAUUAGUGAAAACGGAGAUCUUGCUAAUUGGAUUAUUCCUGGAAAAACUAUUCGGGGUAUGUCUGGAGAUAUGGAUCUUGCUAAUUCAGGAAGUAAAGUUAUUGCUUUAACUGAACAUGUGGCUUCUAAUGGUAGAUAAAAAUUAGUUUCUUUUUGUAAAUAUCCAUUAACUGCUAAAGGAGUUGUUGAUAUGAUUAUUACUGAUAAAGCAGUAUUCUAAAAAAUAAAUGGAAAGUUUGUUUUAACUGAAAUCGCUAAAGAAAGCAACUUGGAGGAUAUUAGGAAAAAUACUGGCUUCUAAUUUAAUGUUGAUUCAAAUGUUAGAAGCUUUUGA